AUGCGCAGAGCUUUUUCUUCUUUUUCUCUCCCUCCUCCUCAACUGGUUGAGGAGGAGGGAGAGAAACGAGGAAAAGGAGACAAUUUGGCUCUGUCGACAUUAUGUUUUGAUGCUAUUAAAACAUAUAGAUUGUACAAUAAAUUAGAUAUAACGGGUGGAAAUAACUUUAUUGUUGAGCAAAGAUCUUUUUAUUCUACGAAUGAGAGAAAGGAAAAGUUUAAGGAGUUUAUUAAUGUUAAUACUACUCCUGUAAAAACUAAAUCUAAAACACAUCAAAUUUGGAUAGAUUAUAUAAACUUCCUUUGAGAUGAUUUUGAUACCUUUGUAGAAAGUUUAUACUGUUCUAAUAAACUUUUACCUAAUACAGAUUUUUUUGCUACAAUUGAUAAGAAACAACAACACUUCAUGUUUAAAUCGAUGGAGGAUAUUUACCCUUUUGAGAAGUUGUUUUAUAAAAUCGUUGAUAGACUUAGUGAGUUAUUUAGAGAGUAUGAUAAUAUAUUUGAGGGUACUUGUGAUUCGGUUCUUUUAGAAUUUAGACAAGUUAAUGUCGAUGUUACGUUAAAGAUUUCGAACUUAGAUUUUAUAAAGGCUGAACACCCUAAGGUUAAUAUGACUGAGAUUAGUAGAGAUUUGAGUAUUUUUGGUAAUACACUUAAAGACGUUCAGGGUUCUCCUCUUAACCCUGUUGUUGUAGAUGGGAAAUUAGUUAUAUCAAAUACGUUUGAUGUAAAAAAUCCAGAUAAGUUUUUAGAAGAGUAUAAUGUUAAUAUGACUAUAAAUAAUAAAAAAGUUUAUUAUUUAGUUAAUGAUUCUACUAAGUUUUACCUAAUAUAUCGUAUGAAUAGACCAUAUAUUAUUAGUGUUAAUAUGUCUGAUGAGGGGGUAGACAAAAGGUUUUUUAAUUUUUAUGGAGAUCUUAUAUCUAAGGUUAAAGAUAUAGAUAAUAAAGAUGGGACUUUUAAGAGGGAAAGUCGAAAUAGUACUCUUGUGUAUAAAAACGAUACUAUAUUAUCUGUAUCUAGAGAUAUUGAUUUUUCUCCUAUUAAAAUGGUGGGGAAAAUUUUAACUAACAAUAGGAAAAACUGACUACCUAAUUCAAAUAUAGGAACUCUUGACUUAGAAACAUAUGAAUGUGACGGUGUGUCUUGUUGUUAUGCAUUAGGUUUUUAUUGUAAUGAAUUUGGUCAGUGUAAUACAUAUUAUAUAGAUAAAGGUUUGGAUAGUACUAUGUUAAUACAUACUUGUCUAAAUGAAAUGCUUAAGUCUAAAUACAAUAAAAAUACGUUUUAUGUACAUAAUCUAGGUAUGUUUGAUGCUCCUUUUAUAAUUAAAGCUUUAAUAGAUUUCAAUAAAACAAAAGAAGGACAAAAUAACCCUUAUAUUUUAGAUAUUACAACUAGAAAUAGAGAAAUUUUAGAAUUGAAGAUUAAAAGAAAAGUUAAUGACCGUAUCCAUACUGUUAAUAUAAAGGACAGUGUUGCUAUUUUACCUAGAGACUUAAGAAGUCUAUGUAAAGAUUUUGAAGUGGAAACAGAAAAAAGUUUCUUUCCUUAUAAUUUCUGUAUGAAGGAUUCUUUGUUUUAUGUUGAAUAUUACAAUUCAUUAUUUAAAGAAGAAUGAUCUCUAAAAGAAGAAUGUAUAAGAUAUCUAGAAAAGGAUCUUAUAAGUUUAUGUCAAGUACUUGUUAAAGCAAAUAGAAUUUUUCAUAGGUUAUUUAAAAUUCAAAUGACUGAUUUUUUUACAAUUUCUGAUGAAAAACCUAUACCUUUAGUUAAUAAUAAAAUUGUUUGAGACGAUAUAUAUAAAAGCUAUUACGGUGGAAGAGUAGAGGUGUUUAAUCCUUUUUUUAUUACGGACAAAAACCCAGAUAGAAAGUUAUAUUAUUAUGACGUAAAUUCUUUAUAUCCAUAUGCGUCUUUGAAACCUAUGCCUGGUACAAAAUGUAAAUAUCUAGAGAGUUUUGGACUACCGUUGGACUUAGAAAAUUUAUUUGGGUUCUUUUAUUCUAAAGUAAAAUCUAAAGAUAACUAUUUAGGUUUACUACCUAAAAGAACUCUAAAAGGUAAUUUAACUUUUCCUCCUCCUCAACUAGUUGAGGAGGAGGGAGAGAAAAAGGGAGAGUGAUAUGAUAGAUAUUUUUCUGAAGAAUUAAAAUUUGCAAAAGAUAGUGGAUAUAAAAUAGAUGUAAUUAAAGGUUAUAACUUUGAUUCUGUUUUGGAUGUAUUUUUAAGUUUUGUUACAAAUGUAAUGGGAAUUAAAAUUAAUGCUAAAAAUCCUACAGAAAGAACUAUUGCUAAGUUAAUAUUAAAUAGUUUAAUAGGUAGAUUCGGUACGGGUUUCUUAAAAAGUAUAACUAAAUUACUGGAUGCUAAACCACAAGAUUUAGUCCUUAAAACUAGAAUUGUAAGUGGUAGUAUAGAGAUUGAUGCUGAUGCUUACUUAGAUACAUUUAAAUUAGAAAUAGACAAGGGAGUUUGUGAAGAUUUUGGUGUUGACUAUAUUAAGGCUUUAAAUACAGAAUCUAUAGAAGAAAAGUCAAUUAAGGGGAGAUAUCAAACUGUGUCUAUUCUUAUCGCAUCUGCUACGUUAUCCUAUGCUAGAAUACGUAUGACUAAAUUAAUGUUACAUAUUUUAAAUAAAGGAGGUAAGAUUUAUUAUACAGACACCGAUAGUAUAGUUACUGACUACAAACUGGAGGAUGAAUUUGUAGACAAGUCAGAACUAGGUAAGGUUAAGUUAGAACAUGAAAUCAAAGAAGGUUACUUUAUCGCGGAUAAAGCUUAUGCUUUUAUUGAUGUAUCAGGUAAACUAAUUAAAAAAGCUAAAGGAGUGUCUAGUGAAUAUUUAGCAUUAGAUGAUUAUAAAAAUAUAGAUUACAAAAAGGGAAGUGUUGUUAUAAAACCUAAAAAUAUUCUAAUUUUAAGUACAGAGUAUUAUGACAAACGUACAAAGAUUUUUGAAAAAGGAAUCUGAGUAGGAACUAGACCAACUAUAAUCUAA
Messenger RNA from Sclerotinia sclerotiorum 1980 UF-70, 3003 nucleotides. Lineage: Eukaryota; Fungi; Ascomycota; Leotiomycetes; Helotiales; Sclerotiniaceae. The record is from the annotation of a RefSeq genome assembly.